AUGGGGUUAAUAAAUGAAAUUAAAAAAGAAGAAAGUUAAAAUUAAAAAAAUUAAAAAAUGGUGAAAAAAACUUAAAUAAAUUUUAAGAACUACACUCCAGAAGAGGUAUAAGACUUGGAAAUAAUUGAUUACUAUUAAAUUGCUUUUGAAGGUUGGAAUAAUUUGAUUCUUUUAUAAUUGUAAAUCACUUAAGAAUUAGAUGGACUAUACAAAUAACUUUAAACAAUAUUUGAAACUAAUAGUAUUCUACCAAAUUAAAAAAAAAUUUAAUUUAAAAGGAAACAAUAAUCUAUGUUGUUUUUGAUGCAUUAAAAAUAUACAAUCUAACAGAUUAUGACCUUUAUUGCGAGUUUAUAUAUUAUUACAUUUGAAAUAACUCGAAAACAGGAAACUUAGAAAUAUCUAUGGAUAUUGACCGUUUUCUGCAUGAUUAAAUAGAGUUCUCAAUCAGAUUGGCAAGAAAAAUGUGUAAAAAUGUAAUGACGUAAGUUUAAGAUAAGUAGGUAGGAUUUUUUUUAAAAAUGAAAGAAAACAAUAACAAUAACUAAAUGAAUUUUUUAAUGAUGAAGAUUAAUAUGGUGUUUAUAAAAAAAUAUUAGAAGUUUUUCCCUUGUCUUAUAACAAGUAUAAAAGUUCUUUAUUGCCACUGAUUUAUAUUAAGUCUUAAAGUGUUAGUUGA
Paramecium pentaurelia is the source of this 679-nucleotide messenger RNA. NCBI's taxonomy places the organism in Eukaryota, Ciliophora, Oligohymenophorea, Peniculida, Parameciidae. The record is from the annotation of a GenBank genome assembly.